This is a messenger RNA of Sapajus apella (tufted capuchin), 2063 nucleotides long. RefSeq names its product saoe class I histocompatibility antigen, A alpha chain-like. Gene Ontology annotation, molecular function: signaling receptor binding; peptide antigen binding. Bases 306 to 1643 code for a protein of 445 amino acids. Gene Ontology annotation, cellular component: external side of plasma membrane. NCBI's taxonomy places the organism in Eukaryota, Metazoa, Chordata, Mammalia, Primates, Cebidae. Gene Ontology annotation, biological process: immune response; positive regulation of T cell mediated cytotoxicity; antigen processing and presentation of endogenous peptide antigen via MHC class Ib. The record is from RefSeq and is a predicted model, not a curated record. The transcript is spliced from 8 exons.
AACAAAUCUUGUCUCUACACCUCCAUUCCCAGGGCGAGUUCAUUCUCUCGUAGCAAGCUUCCUCGGGUGAAUUUUCUUCUAAAAGAGUCCAGGGGGACAGGUAAGGAGUGGGAGGCAGGGAGUCCAGUUCGGGGACGGGGAUACCGGAUGAAAAGUGAAGGGAGAGGGACGGGGCCCGUGCUGAGGGUUUCUCUCUGGUUUCUCAGCAGCUCCUGGGCCAAGACUCAGGGAGACAUUGAGACAGAGCGCUUGGCACAGGACGAGCGGGGUCAGGGCGAAGUCCCAGGGCCCCAGGGGUGGCUCUGAUGGUCUCAGACCCCGAAGGCGGUGUAUGGAUUGGGGAGGCGCAGCGUUGGGGACUCCUCAUCUCCGCAGAGUUUCUCUUCCUCUCCCAACCUGUGUCGGGUCCUUCUUCCUGGAUACUCACGACGGGGACCCAGUUCCUACUCCCAUUGGGUGCCGGGUUUCUAGAGAAGCCAAUCAGCGUUGCCGCGGUCCCGGUUCUAAGGUCCCCAGUCACCCACCCGGACUCAGAUUCUCCCCAGACGCCGAGGAUGGCGCUCAUGGCGCCCCGAACCCUCCUCCUGCUGCUCUCCGGGGCCCUGGCCCUGACCGAGACCUGGGCAGGCUCCCACUCCAUGAGGUAUUUCAGCACCGCCGUGUCCCGGCCCGGCCGCGGGGAGCCCCGGUACAUAGAAGUCGGCUACGUGGACGACACGCAGAUCGUGCGGUUCGACAGCGACGCCGCGAUUCCGAGGAUGGAGCCGCGGGCGCCGUGGAUGGAGCAGGAGGGGCCGGAGUAUUGGGAGGAGCAGACACGGAUCGCCAAGGCCAACGCACAGACUUCCCGAGUGAACCUGCGGAUCGCGCUCGGCUACUACAACCAGAGCGAGGCUGGGUCUCACACCUUCCAGAGGAUGUAUGGCUGCGACCUGGGGCCGGACGGGCGCCUCCUCCGCGGGUAUCACCAGCACGCCUACGACGGCAAGGACUACAUCGCCCUGAACGAGGACAUGCGCUCCUGGACCGCCGCGGACACGGCGGCUCAGAUCACCCAGCGCAAGUGGGAGGCGGCCAAUGUGGUGGAGCAAGAGAGAGCCUCCCUGGAGGGCGAGUGCCUGGAGUGGCUCCGCAGAUACCUGGAGAACGGGAAGGAGACUCUGCAGGGCGCGGAGCACCCCAAGACACACGUGUCACAUCACCCCAUCUCUGACCAUGAGGCCACCCUGAGGUGCUGGGCCCUGGGCUUCUACCCUGCGGAGAUCACACUGACCUGGCAGCGGGAUGGGGAGGACCAGACCCAGGACACAGAGCUGGUAGAGACCAGGCCCAUGGGGGAUGGAACCUUCCAGAAGUGGGCGGCUGUGGUGGUGCCUUCUGGAGAGGAGCAGAGAUACACAUGCUAUGUGCACCACGAGGGGCUACCCAAGCCCCUCACCCUGAGAUGGGAGCCGCCUUCCCAGCGCACCAUCUCCAUCGUGGUUAUCCUUGCUGUCCUUGGAGCUGUAGUCGUUGGAGCUGUGGUCACUGCUGUGAUGUGGAGGAAGAAGAGCUCAGAUAAAAAAGGAGGAAGCUACUCUCAGGCUGCAAGCAGCGACAGUUCCCAGGGCUCUGAUGUGUCUCUCACGGCUUGUAAAGUGUGAGACAGCUGCCUUGUGUGGGACUGAGAGGUAAGAUUUAUACACACUCUCCGUUUGUGACUUCAAGAACCCUGACUUCUCUUUCUGCAAAGGCAUCUGAAUGUGUCUGUGUCCCUAUAGGCAUAAUGUGAGGAGGUGGGGAGACAAGCCCAGCCCCGUGUCCACCAUGACCCCUUCCCCAUGCUAACCUGCAUUCCUUCCCUGGUCACCUUUCCUGUUCCAGAGGCCUGGGGCUGGGAUGUCUCCAUCUCUAUCUCUCAACUUCAUGGUGCACUGAGCUGUAACUUCGUACUUUCCUGUUAAAAUUAGAAUCUUAAUAUAAUUUAUUUUGUCAGAUUAUUUCUAUGAGAGGCAAUGGGUUAAUUAAAAGAAAAAAUUACUGAAAUUUCAGAGACAAAAUAAAUGCAAGACCUGAGAACCUUC